Molecule: messenger RNA, 810 nt
Organism: Arachis ipaensis
Lineage: Eukaryota; Viridiplantae; Streptophyta; Magnoliopsida; Fabales; Fabaceae
Biological process (GO): response to cold; regulation of circadian rhythm
Source: RefSeq, a predicted model, not a curated record
UUUUUUCCCCCUAGUAGGUCUAGUAUAUAUAUAAUCUUAGAGGAUAAAAUUGGGACAUUGGAGGCUGAAAUAAAUUCCCACUUUGUUGUAUCACUAUUCUAGUGGUUUGUUAGUUACAUCCUCUUCAUUAUUCUUCAUAUCAAAACCAAGAAACCCUCUUCAACCACGAGCAUGGAGUCUCCAACAUAUUGGACAGAAGAGAAGCACAUGCAAUUCCUCAACACCAUAGAAGCCUCCUUUGUCCGCACCAUGCUCCAAAACAGCAUAAACCGCCGCCGCUUCCUCCGCCUCGAUCGCCACCUCCCGGACGCCUUCGAUUCCACCCUCAACCACCGCCACCGCAACCGCAAUUGUGCCACAAAACAGAAUGCACCCUCAGUGGGUCUAGCCAUCAUCAGAAGAACAAAGAGAUCAUCGUUGUCGUUCAAUUCAUUAGAGGAUCAGGUGGUCCCACAAGUUGGAAACGAAGGUGAAGCUGCGUAGCUGCGUUAGUGAUAUCUUAGUGAUGAUCGUCAAAAAGAUAAAGUGGCAGCACAGAAUUAAUGUUUUUAUCUUCAAUCCGACUUUCUUUAAUUUCUUAUUGUUCCCUUCUUCAUUGGUAUUAGUUUAAUUUUUUAAAGCUAUGAAACACGGACACUUUGUUGAGUUAUUGUGUCUGUGUGUUCGACACAUUUUAGACACAACACUCAUCGAUCGUUUGACACGCGUGUCUGUUGUGUCUAACUGUGUCUUAAUAAAAAAUAAAAAAUUCUUUUCUGGAUACAUCUGUACACACUUGGACACACCUAAAUAUCAUCACGUGUCAGCAUG